AUGCCGCCUACUGCUCCCCGAAUUCCGGAUGAGAUAUGGGCACAACACCGAGAAGAGCUCAUCACUUUCUAUUUCGAGUCCGAUAAUACAUUGCAGGAAACAAUUUCUUACAUGAAGGAGAGAUAUGGCUUCGAAGCUACUAAAAACCAAUACACUGCAAAGCUGAAAUCAUGGGGCGUAACGAAAUACUUUCCCGGAAGCAUUUGGGGCAGUGUUGCCUCUGUCAAGCGAAAGCGAGAACAAGAAGGCAAAGAUAGCGAUUUUGCGUUCCACGACCGAAAGCUCACGCGACAAAAAGUCGACAAAGAAAUCGCACGACAUGUUUCUUCAAUCAAGUUAGGGCCCAGAUCUGAAAAUGCCGUGCUCCCAGAUUACAUCACUGUCUCUACGCCCCUAGCAGAGUCAUCUGGCAUAUCUCGCGAGGCCCUUCUUUGUGGCAUUCCUUGGUACCAAUACACGCAGGAUAUACACACUCUGGUCUCCGAAAGACUAAAAUGGAGCAUCGCCCACUCAAUCCCCAAUACCUCCAUUGAGAUAGCCAUAAAAGAGCUUUCUUCCGAAUCCCCUAAUCACAUGCUACGAUUUUGGGGCAAUGACUCCCCAAAUGACUGUGAACUUCCAACUUAUCUUCCACCUGAAGAAAUAAAGAGAAGAGGUUCAUCGACUGGAAAGCUAGGGACACUACGGAAAGAUUCUCCAGCUUCGGUUCUCACAGGCUUCCUACAACGAAUUUUCUUUUUGUCAACCAACAACUUGAUACAUCAAUUUCAAUUUAACAAAGUUUGUGACCAGAUUGUGAGCAAUUUUGGUGCUGAUAUCCUCGUCUUUCUCUGUCGUCCAAAGUCACCUUCAAUGAAGGUAUUUGCGGGAAUGGUCCUCAGCAGUGCUUUUGAGUCUGGAAAUACACUUCUUAUUAAAAGACUGAUCCACCACGAGGCCAAUUUGCCAGAUCAUAUCUCUCACAGUCCACGAUGGGCCGGCUACCUCUCAAUGGCGUUCCACCACAGAGACGAGGGCAUGGUUAAACUGCUGUGUGAAGCAGGGGUCCCCCCUAAGCUCAAAUUUGGGACCUUAUGGGUAUUGCACGAUAAUUCUUAUUGGGACUCUCACCUCUCGAUGCUACAUGUGUUGCUCGCUCUAGGUGCUGAUCCUGAGAGAUUCGUCAUAGGAAAGCAGCCUGGAUUCCCUCUGAUUGAUGCGGCACGUACUGGUAGCCUGGGGGCUGUGAAACUUCUUCUCAGUGCAGGAGCUAGAGUCGAUAUAUACAUCCCUCAGGAGUGUGGAACUGCUUUGCAAGCUGCAGCUUGGGGAGGUCAUUUCGAGGUGGCCAAAUAUCUCAUUCAAUCUGGAGCGGCCAUUAACGGUCCGGAUCCUCAGCUUCUCCAGCAGUAUCAAUGGUUUGACUUGGGAAUAAUGGACAUCACGAUAGCGUUGCAAACCCCUGUUCAGCUUGCUGCAAAAAGGAACGACAUGGCUCUUCUUCAAUUUUUGCUGGAGCAAGGAGCGUCCACGAUAGCUUGCGAAAUCUCCAUGCACCCUAGUUUGAUGAAAUACUGCAUCUACCGCAGUGGCCAUUUUAAUUGGGAGGGAAAAUACAAACUCAACGGAGUACAUGACCAUCCAUCACGGUAUAAUGCUCAUAACUCAGUAUAUACCGCCUUGCAGUAUGGAGUUCUAAAUCAGAAUUUGAGCGUCGUUGCGCUCUUGCUUACCAUCGGAGCUGAUUCGGACUCACGUGUGGGACUACAUAUGGGCGAUACGCCUUUACAGAUGUCCGCAGUAUUAGGCAACGUUGAAAUAUUUCGACUCCUUUUGCGCGGCGGUGCCGAUGUCAAUGCUCCACCUGCAGUUUCCAGUGGUCGAAGCGCAGUGCAAGCGGCGGCGGAAAGUGGUAACUGGGAGAUUCUGUUGAUGCUCCAGAAGGCAGGAGCGAAUAUGAAUGCACCAGCAGGAGCGAUAGAAGGCCUGGAUGCAUUACAGGUAGCCUGUCUGAAUGGCCAUUCCCUAAUGGCCGGAUUUUUUCUUGCGCACCAGGCAAAUGUGAACGCAGCCCCGUCUACGGUGACAGGAUUAACUUCGAUCCAAGCAGCAGCCAGUUUCGGAGAUAUUAGACUAGUGAGAGACCUGAUUAGUCUUGGAGCAGAAGUCAACGCUCCAGCCACUAAAAAUGGUACUACUGCUCUUCUGGCAGCUAUGCACCACAGGUCUUUGCCGCUUCUCGAGUUACUUGUGCAAAGUGGUGCAACAGUCAAUCCUGGAGACCCUAAGCUCCCAACUCCCCUUCGACUUGCUGCCAGUCUGGACUGGCUUGAAGGGGUGAAAUUUCUCCUAGACCACGAGGCGACUGUUAAUGAACCUAUUUUUGAUCCAGCACUGUCUAAUGAACUUUACGAUAUGGAGACCGUUGACCCUUCUGAAGCUAGCCCUCUUGGACAGGCUAUCAAAAAAGACGCCGAAAAUAUGGUAGAUCUUUUGCUGCGACAUGGUGCCGACGUUCUUGCCAUGGUCUAUGCCGAAAACUCUGAUAUACAGUUCGAAGGUGCUCUGAUAUGCUCAAUACGCUCCAGAUCAAGUCUGAAGAUCGUUAAUCUAAUUUUUGCAAAGGUUUCGGAUUUUGAAAAACAUCCUGGGUGGGAGGAUACACUGAAAGUUGCUCUCGAAUACGACAUUGUCGACAUGAAUACUUUCAAGGUGCUAAUUGAGAAAGCAAGCUCACUGGCACCACCUUUCCGCUGCAAUGUCAUUCGAAAAGGAUGGAAUUCAUUUCCUGCUAAUCAGGGCUACAACGAGGAAGAGGAAGACAACCCUGAACAAUUGCUCGAGAUUAUCCAGCUUUUAGUGGAUUCGGGUGCAGAUGUAAACUGCCGCAAGGAUAAUGGCAGCACUAUGCUUCAACGACUAGCUGGCAGGUGCUAUCCUAAGGCUUGCCGCUUUCUGGUCAACUGUGGUGCUGCUGUCAAUACUCAUGCUGUUCAUUAUCAUGGAACGCCCCUUCAAGAAGCUAUCAAAUACAGUAAUACCAAGAUAGCCGAUUUUCUACUGGAGCAUGGCGCAGAUGUAAAUGCCUUACCAGCGGAAUACUGGGGUGUUACUGCACUUCAGGCCGCUUCAAUCAAUGGAAUGUUUGAGCUUGCUGUACGGCUUCUUGAACGCGGGGCAGACGUGUCUGCACCAGCUGCACCAAAUGAAGGAAGAACAGCAAUCGAUGGAGCUGCGGAGCGCGGUCAUUUGGAAAUGGUCCAACUGCUUCUCAAUGCAUAUGGAAAACAAGAUGAUCUGAGGCUAGUGUGUAAUCAGGCAGCAGAUUAUGCAGAAAAGGAAGAUCAUUUUGAGAUUGCCCAGUGGCUACGGGGGUAUUCGCCUGCUUGA
This is a messenger RNA of Penicillium vulpinum, 3369 nucleotides long. RefSeq lists its product as uncharacterized. Gene Ontology annotation, molecular function: protein binding. The transcript has 3 exons. Bases 1 to 3369 code for a protein of 1122 amino acids. Lineage: Eukaryota; Fungi; Ascomycota; Eurotiomycetes; Eurotiales; Aspergillaceae. The record is from RefSeq and is a predicted model, not a curated record.